Messenger RNA from Theileria equi strain WA, 2430 nucleotides. RefSeq lists its product as hypothetical. The transcript has 6 exons. Lineage: Eukaryota; Apicomplexa; Aconoidasida; Piroplasmida; Theileriidae. The coding region runs from base 1 to 2430 and encodes 809 amino acids. The record is from RefSeq and is a predicted model, not a curated record.
AUGAAAUUUGUGGGCGCUGUAAGGCUUGGAAAGGAUAAUUUAUAUCACGGGAAUUCUGACAACAAGACCGUCGCCGUUUACGAAAAGAAUGGGAACAACGCAGCCAACCUUGUCGCAAUUAUUGAAUUUAUAGGAAUCGUUGGAUUUCCGCACAAGACAGUGGUAUCGUAUGGCCUCAAUUACGAGUUUAGGGCUACGCUAUUGGUUUCCAAGGAUAAACAACCGGGUGUGGAUCUAUUCUACUCUAGAAUAGCCAUCAAGGAGGAUUGUGCAAGCAAAUCACUUUCCUCUACCUCCCUUGCCAAAAUCGAUCCAAGGAUGAAUAUCGCCAUUUUUAAAAACAAGUGGGAGGUUGUAUACAAGUCUGAAGGGAGAUACAGUCUCUUUACCAGGCACCCAAAGCUUUGCAUUUGCCUGGAUGAGCACUGCGACAGAGCGGAAGAUUACAACCAUUUCGUAAAGACUAUAGCCAUAGAAGGACCGAUGUUGAUUGCUCCUAUAAGGGCUGCAUGCACUGUUGGAACGAGGUGUAUAAUGGAAAUUGAUGGGUACUUUAAAGAGGCAAAAAACUAUUUUGCGCUCUCAAAAGAUGCCUCUCUCACCAAUGGACACAUGAGCUUUACACUUCCCAACGUUUACGAGUACAAUAUGAGUCUUUCAGGUUUUUCUGCAUUUAAGACUGUCACUCUAAAGAUUUACUGGAUCCCAGGGCUAAAAUAUGCGGACGUUAAUCCAGUCAUUGGAGAAGUAGAGGUGAUGAGUUUUUACGUUGGAACAUUCCCGGUAGCUCCCUUUGGAGCCCAGAGUCUUGUGCUAGAUCCCACCCACUUUUGUUCGCACAAAUUUUACAUUUACAAGAGGAUUAAAACUGAAACUGUGAUGCCGAACCCAGAGCUCCAGGCAGAACUUUGGAGCCUUGACAGGACUGUAGUAUUGUCCAACAAGAUGAUUGGGAUUACUGGAGGGUUUAAUGCUGGAGAUUUGUAUAUUCUAAAGUCUAUAAAGGGAUGUGAAGUUUCCACAGGGACUGGUGGAGAUAAUGCUUCCGAGUCAAACAAUUUUGAGAAGGAAGUUUUAGUUGCUCAUCUCGUUCCUACCGGCGUCACAAAGUAUAAACGAUACGUUUGUGAGUUUGGAAUGACUUGUAAAAUCGAGUUUCCCACAAUUGGUCUCACCGAGUUGAUAUCCAAAGGGGUUCAGAGGGGAUAUAAUUACCAGGUCCUCUUGGCUAAAAGAUGUGGCACUGGCUUUGAUAAAACUCCAUUCUUGACCCCAAAUGGGCUUUCUAGCAGUGAGAAGAUUUCAUCAGACUCGAGCGAGUUUUCCUGGAGCGGAAAUGCGUUUCCAGACUUGUCAUUUAUAAACACUCAACUCAGGGCUUGCUGGUGCGAUAAAGCGAGUGUUGACGCCUAUACAUGCCAAGGGGACGACUAUUCCAUCGACAUUGGCACCGUGCUUAUCGUAGGCGAGACAAGAAAGACUUACAAGUGUUGGCUGGGUGCCAUGUGUUCAAUUACGUUGCGCGGUCACUAUGAUCGGGGAGCGGAUGAGAUUAUAAUGUCCAGAGCCUGUAGCAAUCCCGGAGAUGUAACGUCGGACCAAGACGAUGCGUUUGACUAUGAAAACCUAAAGUCCGCAACGGGAGACGAGGUGACCGUGAUUACUACGGAAAUUGAUGUCGUGGACGAAAUGGUUGGAGUGAUGAGACUCUGCAGGAGAAGCAAAGGGAGUCGCCUCAAAUUUACCGAUUUGGGAAUUGAAGUCGAGGUUACAAGAAUGGCACUGGAAAAGAAGAGGUAUAUCGUAGGCAUGAAUGGGUCCGCCCUCGUCAAGGCAAAAGUGCCAAUCGAGGGGGAGCAAUACAUUCUCGUCAAGCAACUGCAGGAUGAAGUUGGUGACGCCAUUGCACAUCGCAAGUUAUUCACCGAUCAUGGGAUGAGGGUGGAGACUAGGGUGAGGGCUGGCUACUCCAAAAUUAGCUGGUGUAUGACCAGUCAGCACAUGAGAUGUACGAGGCUGGAGGACUUUAGACUCAAUCUCGCCGAUUUGACGACGGAGGGAAUUCUCAACCUCAAGGGACCCAUCAAGUGCAUAAAUUGGGAAAUGUGCAAGCUUACAUUUGCGUUUCAGAGCAUGUUUGCAAUGCUGACUGAAGCACCUCACUUGGCGGACCCGGGAUCGGUUUUGGUCCUUCGCAAGAAGGAGUGCAGUGAGGGAGCAUCAAUGGGAGAUGUGCAUGUCUUUGGGGGUUACCACGACAAGGCUGUGGUACAUGAACAGACCAAUGACCUCUUUGUCUUGAGGUAUCUCAAGGAUUAUAGCCGGAAGCUUUACGGGCUUACUCCCGGACAAUAUUUCUUGUGCUUUCAGUCAAAGGAUAAAAUGGUGGAAAUGAGCAAGAUUGAUGUUGUAGGUAUGUUGAAUGAAUGA